AUGACGCGCACCGAACCUGCACAUAGCGCUUCCUCUUGGGAAACCAAAAGCAUUGCUGCCACCGAUGAUGGCCACCGACUUGACUCGGGCGGGCAAGAUUCACGGCCCCGGGGGCGAAUUCGUCGGUCAAUGACUGCUUGCAAUACAUGUCGCAAGCUGAAAACUCGUUGUGAUUUGGACCCUCGUGGUCACGCUUGCCGUCGUUGUCUAUCUCUAAGACUUGAGUGUGAGCUACCUGAAACACCGGAGCGAUAUCAAGACAAUGCAUCAUCAUGGUCCGAUGCCAACGCAACCAUCCCUUCAAUCGAGGAGCGAUUGGUGUCUCUGGAGCGGGGAAUGGGCGAAAUGAUCCAUCUCAUGCGACAGAUAGUCAAUCAACCAUCCCAUAAUGCCGGCAGCCCGAAUUUCCCCACUCGAAAUAACAGCAUAGAUGAGGCUGCUUUAAAUGAUCAUGGACCCAGUUUUACUUUAAAGCCGGUCCAGUUCAUUCGUGAUUUACAAGUUGAAUGUUUCGGUGAGAGAGACCAGUUCUCCGCCGAAGGUGAAAUACUGGGAGAUAUUGUCUCUCAAGGAAUCGUAGAUGCUAAAUUAUCAUUGAAACUGAUCGAACUGUGA
This is a messenger RNA of Penicillium angulare, 615 nucleotides long. RefSeq names its product Zn(II)2Cys6 transcription factor domain-containing protein. Gene Ontology annotation, molecular function: transcription cis-regulatory region binding; DNA-binding transcription factor activity, RNA polymerase II-specific; zinc ion binding. Gene Ontology annotation, biological process: regulation of DNA-templated transcription. The coding region runs from base 1 to 615 and encodes 204 amino acids. Gene Ontology annotation, cellular component: nucleus. The transcript has 2 exons. The record is from RefSeq and is a predicted model, not a curated record. Lineage: Eukaryota; Fungi; Ascomycota; Eurotiomycetes; Eurotiales; Aspergillaceae.